This is a messenger RNA of Mesitornis unicolor (brown roatelo), 1384 nucleotides long. RefSeq names its product heterogeneous nuclear ribonucleoprotein K (gene HNRNPK). The record is from RefSeq and is a predicted model, not a curated record. The transcript is spliced from 14 exons. The annotation marks the transcript as partial. Gene Ontology annotation, molecular function: mRNA binding. Gene Ontology annotation, biological process: regulation of transcription by RNA polymerase II; regulation of mRNA splicing, via spliceosome. Gene Ontology annotation, cellular component: nucleus; cytoplasm. NCBI's taxonomy places the organism in Eukaryota, Metazoa, Chordata, Aves, Mesitornithiformes, Mesitornithidae.
GGCUUCUGAAGCAGUAGACUGUUGGGUUUUGAUCACACCCAGAACACUUGAGUUUUGCUCUGCAAGUGUAUAUAAAACUGGUUUUAUCUGCACACCUAAGAAUAAAAGGUAAUGGAGACUGAACAGCAGGAGGAGACUUUUACCAACACAGAGACAAAUGGCAAACGUCCUGCAGAAGAUAUUGAAGAAGAACAGGCCUUCAAAAGAUCUCGUAAUACAGAUGAGAUGGUUGAAUUACGCAUCUUGCUUCAAAGCAAAAAUGCUGGAGCAGUAAUUGGAAAAGGUGGCAAAAAUAUUAAGGCACUUCGUACAGAUUACAAUGCAAGUGUUUCAGUCCCAGACAGCAGUGGCCCUGAGCGCAUCUUGAGUAUAAGUGCAGAUACAGAGACAAUUGGAGAAAUCUUGAAGAAGAUUAUCCCUACUUUAGAAGAGUAUCAGCACUACAAAGGUAGCGACUUUGACUGUGAAUUGAGACUUCUAAUUCACCAAAGUCUAGCGGGAGGAAUUAUCGGUGUCAAGGGUGCUAAAAUCAAAGAACUCAGAGAGAACACUCAGACCACCAUUAAGCUCUUCCAAGAGUGUUGUCCUCAUUCCACUGAUAGAGUGGUGCUUAUUGGUGGAAAACCUGAUAGAGUUGUGGAAUGUAUCAAGAUUAUCUUGGAUCUUAUCUCUGAGUCUCCAAUUAAAGGACGGGCCCAGCCUUAUGAUCCCAAUUUCUAUGAUGAAACGUAUGACUAUGGUGGCUUCACAAUGAUGUUUGAUGAUAGAAGGGGACGUCCAGUAGGCUUUCCAAUGCGUGGAAGAGGAGGCUUUGAUCGAAUGCCUCCUGGUCGUGGUGGACGACCUAUGCCUCCAUCAAGAAGAGAUUAUGAUGAUAUGAGCCCUCGCAGAGGACCUCCACCACCUCCGCCAGGUCGUGGUGGCAGAGGUGGCAGCAGAGCUCGUAAUCUUCCUCUUCCUCCUCCACCACCCCCUCGUGGCGGAGAUCUUAUGCCUUAUGACCGAAGGGGUAGACCUGGAGACCGUUAUGAUGGAAUGAUGAUGCAGUGUCAUGUGGAUGCCUGUGAUGACAUGCAGCCACCAGAGUUGUUUGAAGGUGGCUCUGGAUAUGACUAUUCUUACACAGGGGGCCGUGGUUCAUAUGGAGAUCUUGGUGGGCCCAUCAUCACAACACAAGUAACAAUUCCCAAAGAUUUGGCAGGAUCUAUUAUUGGAAAGGGAGGCCAGAGAAUCAAACAAAUACGUCAUGAGUCAGGAGCUUCAAUCAAAAUUGAUGAACCACUAGAAGGCUCAGAAGAUCGGAUAAUAACUAUUACGGGAACACAGGACCAGAUACAAAAUGCUCAGUAUUUACUGCAGAACAGGCAAGUUGAAGCUCAAUGCU